CGCUCUUGAUCUCAAAUGCAUGGGUGAUGCAUUUGGUGCAUCCAUAAUAUGAUGAUAUUAUCAUCAUAAUUUACAAAUUUAGUUUAAAAACUACUAGUUAUAAAGCUUUCCACCUCAAUAGGAGUGUAAAAAUCCCAGCCAACCAAAUAAUAUACCAAUGGCAUCGAGCUUACUGCAGAAUCGACCACAGUAUGAGCAAAUGUGUAGAGAUUACCUAAAUUUGAAUAUAAUGACCAGAAACUGUUGUGCACGGAAACCGGAACUAGUACUGAAAUUCAAAAAUGCCCUAAAGAAUGAAAUGCAUUCCGUUAGAAAAUUAGAACGCGCCGAAAGCUUGGAUACGCUGUUCUCCCUGUUGGAAAGAAGAAAUCUGUUGAGCAUGGUAAAAAUAAAUCUGCUGGUUCUUUUUGAUGAAUAUCUUGAGGACGUGGAUUAUUCCAAAAAUUUGGGGAAGUAUCGAGCAACGUUAGAGGAAAACUUUGCUGUUAUAAGGCGUUUCUAUCUUGAAGAUCUUCGCUAUCGGGACCGUCGAACACUUCUUGAGAAAGAAAUUGAGCAGGCAAAGUUGGACAAUCCAAUAGAAAAUCCAACUUCACAGGAAAGGUUUCCGGUUCCAUCUGACCCCACUAAAAGUCAUGAUAAUUGCAUAAGAAACAGUUUCACCAAGCAUCGCCAGGCAAUCUUUUCUUUACUGAGCAAGGAAAUAGGUCGCAAUUGGAGCACCUUCGGGCGGUUAAUGCAGCUGAGUGAUAGCAGCCUGGAGGAAAUCGAGUUUCGCCAUCCUAGGAACGUUAAAGCUAUUGUGGGCGACAUUCUAGAAACUGCUGAAAGGGAGCAAAACGAGAACGGGCAGGAUCAUUUUGUUGGUGUCCUAAUGGAGGCUCUGGUUGAAUUUCGCCGUAAAGAUUUGAAAAAUAAAAUCGAAAAACUUAUGAAAUGAAA
Messenger RNA from Aedes aegypti (yellow fever mosquito), 942 nucleotides. RefSeq names its product fas-associated death domain protein. Bases 158 to 940 code for a protein of 260 amino acids. The record is from RefSeq and is a predicted model, not a curated record. Gene Ontology annotation, molecular function: protein binding. Lineage: Eukaryota; Metazoa; Arthropoda; Insecta; Diptera; Culicidae. The transcript is spliced from 2 exons. Gene Ontology annotation, biological process: signal transduction.